AUGGAUCUCGUGCUGUUGAUUGAUAUUUUUAACGAUGUUUUUGGAAUUACCCUGCCGGUGUUUGCCAUCAUUUUGGUUCUCCGAAGAACACCAAGUCAGCAUGUCAGAGUUUAUUCGAGGAUGCUGAUAGCCAGCUGCAUUUUGGACAUAAUUUACACAAUAACCAAUAUUGUCUCUAUGAUUGUAAGUUGUUUAUUUAUAUUAACAUUGAACGACCAAAAUAUCUGAAAUUUAGACGUUAAUCUUUGCUGAGCGAAAAGUCUUUUUCAUCAUCCGGAACCAAUACCUCUGGCCCUACCAUUUGGCUUGGACAUGUGCCCUUCUGGCCCAUCUUUACUGCAUUUUUGUCUCGAUUAUUUUAAUUCCCAUUCAAUUUAUGUAUCGGUACAAAGUUGUGACUUCCACCACUACAUCUUACACAGUUCUGGCCCUUCUUUAUUACCGCCAUCUAUGUGGCAAUGCAUCAUAUUCUACUGCCAUUUACGUUUCAAACCACUGCUAA
This is a messenger RNA of Bursaphelenchus xylophilus (pine wood nematode), 502 nucleotides long. The record is from the annotation of a GenBank genome assembly. Lineage: Eukaryota; Metazoa; Nematoda; Chromadorea; Rhabditida; Aphelenchoididae.